AUGCUCGAGAAGGGUCUCAUUGCAAAGGACCUACUACUGGUAGUUUGUGCCACCGUGCAAAGGAUCCGUGACCCUGCUGGACCUGGAGACGCCUGGGCUGACGAAAGUGGGAAACUUGUAACCGAGCGCAUCUUCUCAAAGCCGUCAACCUCCAGUCUACAGACACUACUACUGUUGCAACGGUACGAGGAAAACCGCGGCCGCCAUCUUCGAGCGUGGCUGUAUUCAGGUCUUGCCCUUCGGAUCGCCCACGCGCUGCAGAUCAAUGUUGAGCACCAGGAUCAGCCGGUCACAGUCAGAGAAGUUAGACGGCGCAUCCUUUGGAGUCUGGUCGUGACCGACUCGUUGACGGAGUCAGGUACGCGGCCGUUGAGCGGCUUGAGGGUGCAUGACCUGACGGUCGGGCUACCGUGCGGCGAGAGCGAUUUCAUACGCAGUGUUGCUGGUCCCGCGACGCAGGUCGAACCUCACAACGUCAAUGAAUCGCUACCGGCCUAUUGUGAAAGCAUAGGUGCCCAGCUUGUGAGCUUAGCACUGCUGCGACUGGAAACGGUUGACUACACAUUCUCGUAUCAUCCGAGAAAUCUCGGGCACCUACCAUCCGAACUACCGUGGGAUAAGCUCGCAAAGUUCCAGCGCCUGCGGCAGAAGCUUGAAGGAUGGAGGCAACAGCUUCCAGCGCAACACAGCGCAGACAACACCAUUUGCUCCAAGAGCACCAAGAUCCAGAUCCUAAGCCUCGCAUGUCUAUACCAUGGAGCAUCUUGCGAUCUCUUCCGGAUCGGAGCAGUUUUGUCUAGCCUGCCACGGACACACUUCACGCCUCCACCAGAAGCGUUCUUGUCUGAAUGUGCACGUGCGCUUCUUUACCACGCCUACUGCAUUGCGAAAGCAAUAUCAGACUUGUCACCGGCACUCGACUACUGCGACUCGUAUGCUGGAGUAUGCGGCUGCUUGGCUCUCCGUCUGCUCAUCGUCGACCGACGCCCGCGGGAGCAGGAUUACGUUCCACUCUCAGAUCCAUCCGUAAGCUGGGCCAUCUCUGGAACGACAAGGUGUGUGGAGGCUGUUGCACGAUGGUCGGAGCCUGUGCGCGGCUACUUUGGCUCCAUCUCUGCUAUGUGUCAGGAGCGUGGUUAUCCCAUCGCCUCUCACGGCACGCAGGAACAUGGUCCGGAUCCCGAGAACCUCUCAAGAGCCGCCUCUCCCAGCUUACGGACCUUCGGAACAUUUGGGACUGUGCGUCGAGACCUCAAAGCUCACGCUCAUGAAGACGAUGCGGCAUCCGUUCCCGCAGGUAGUGAUGCCGGAAUAAGUCCGAAGGAGUUCCCGACUACGGGGCUAGACGGAAUCAACCGCUCGCCUGCCAGCUUUGGGCCACAAGAAGGGUUUGAUGCUCAGUUCCCUCUCUCGUGGGAUCCUAUGAGCGACGACGCUUUGCUGACAUACUCAGCGUGGGCGGAUGGCACAUAUGACUUCGACGCCGCAGAAGCCUUCAGGUACAGCGACAGUCUCGGACUUGGCUUUCAGAAUAAUCUUUACAUGCCGAAUGGAAACUAUUGA
This is a messenger RNA of Saxophila tyrrhenica, 1563 nucleotides long. RefSeq lists its product as uncharacterized. Bases 1 to 1563 code for a protein of 520 amino acids. Gene Ontology annotation, cellular component: nucleus. Gene Ontology annotation, biological process: DNA-templated transcription. The record is from RefSeq and is a predicted model, not a curated record. Lineage: Eukaryota; Fungi; Ascomycota; Dothideomycetes; Mycosphaerellales; Extremaceae. The transcript has a single exon. Gene Ontology annotation, molecular function: zinc ion binding; DNA binding.